UAUAUGUAAGCACGGAUGUGGGUAUUUUCCGAUCACUCUGCAUGUAGAGGAUAUGAAAGCCUUUGAUCCAAAUAAAGCAUAUGUUUUUGGGUAUGAGCCACAUUCAGUUUUUCCAAUUGGUAGUGUUGUAUUGUCGGACCUGGUAGGUUUUAUGCAGUUUCCCAGAAUGAAGGUCCUUGCAAGUAACGCUGUGUUCUAUAUACCUUUGUUGAGACAAAUGUGGACAUGGAUGGGACUUACACCUGCAACCCGGAAAAACUUUGUCUCCCUCUUGUCAUCGGGUUACAGCUGCUUAAUAAUCCCUGGAGGAGUGCAAGAGUGCCUCUAUAUGGAGCAUGGUUCUGAGAUUGCGUUUGUGAAAUCAAGACGAGGAUUUGUACGUAUAGCUAUGGAGGUAGGAUGUCCCUUAGUUCCUGUUUACUGCUUUGGCCAGUCAAACACUUACAAAUGGUGGAAGCCUAGGGGAAAACUGUAUGCUAAAAUUGCAAGAGCUCUUAAAUUCACCCCCAUGAUGUACUGGGGUGUUUGGGGGUCACAUGUUCCUUUCCCUCAACCAAUGCAUGUGGUUGUUGGGAAACCAAUUCUUAUCAAGAAGAAUCCACAACCCUCCAUGGAAGAGGUGAAUGAAGUACUUGACCAAUACAUAAAAGAACUUACAAAACUGUUUGAGACCCAUAAAGUCAGGCUUGGCUAUGGAGAUCUUCACUUGAAAAUUCUGUGAUUAUGUA
Molecule: messenger RNA, 728 nt
Organism: Impatiens glandulifera
Lineage: Eukaryota; Viridiplantae; Streptophyta; Magnoliopsida; Ericales; Balsaminaceae
Product: diacylglycerol O-acyltransferase 2-like
Exons: 7
Coding region: 53-721 (222 amino acids)
Biological process (GO): triglyceride biosynthetic process
Cellular component (GO): endoplasmic reticulum membrane
Molecular function (GO): diacylglycerol O-acyltransferase activity
Source: RefSeq, a predicted model, not a curated record